AUGCCUCAUCAUUCCCGCCACAGCCAGGCCUCGCCGCAGGUGGAGGUGCCUUCCGCCAUCACCAGCUAUGGGCAGGUGAUUGAGUACAUCCAAGGUACGUGUGUCCCCGAAUACGCACGCUGUUCACAUACAUCCUUCGCUCUGGCGCAGCAUCACUGACUGUGUCCACUCGUGGAUAUACAGACCGCCUGUAUCUCGCGUCGUACACCCAUCCGCCAGACGAGACUACGCCCUUCCCGUAUCCUCCCAAGCAAACUCGCUCUCCCGGUAAACGCUCCUCGCGAGCGCAAGGCGCCAGUGCAUCUGGCCCUCCACCCUAUUACUUCUGUGUCGACCAGAGCUUGCUGUACAAUGCCUUCUAUGCCGACUUUGGCCCUCUGCACAUUGGUCACCUCUAUCGAUUUGCCGUGCAGCUGCACGAAGUCUUGGGUCACCCAGACAACGAGAACCGGUCUGUCGUCUUCUGGAGCAACGCGGACGCGAAGAGUGUGUAUCACAAUGUGGACAAAAGUUUCCCAAGCCUAUGUGUACUGACCAUCAUCUCAAGGUCGAGCAAAUGCAGCAUGCAUCCUCGCGACAUACAUGGUCCUGAUCCAAAACUGGCCACCGCAUCUCGCGCUUGCUCCCAUUGCCCAAAUGGACCCACCAUGCAUGCCUUUCCGCGAUGCUGGCUACAGCCAGGCUGACUACUCGCUCACAAUCCAAGAUGUCGUCUACGGUGUCUGGAAAGCCAAAGAGGAGGGUCUCGUUGGUCUGAAGGAGUUCAGUCUGGAGGAGUAUGAGAAGUACGAGCGCGUGGACAUGGGAGACUUCAACUGGAUAUCUCCUGACUUCCUGGCAUUCGCGUCACCACAACACCAACCGACCCACGUCAUUACGCCAGGCGACCCGAUGUACUCGCAACUCCCACGUUCAGUGUCAGCUGUCAACCGGGACAAGUCUCUACCGACCCCCUUCAGGAACGUACUGACCCACUUCGCGCAACGUGGCAUUGGCUUGGUCGUACGAUUGAACUCUGAGCUAUAUUCACCGAGCUACUUCACUGCACUCGGCAUCAGGCAUCUGGACAUGAUCUUCGACGAUGGUACAUGCCCAACCCUGAACCUGGUGAGAAAGUUCGUGAACUUGGCACAUACAAUGAUCAACGACAAGCACAAGGGUAUCGCAGUGCACUGCAAGGCAGGUUUGGGUCGCACGGGCUGCCUCAUUGGUGCAUACUUGAUCUAUCGCCAUGGCUUCACCGCGAACGAGGUUAUAGCAUACAUGCGUUUCAUGCGGCCUGGCAUGGUCGUCGGCCCACAGCAGCAUUGGCUUCAUCUCAAUCAGGGUACCUUUCGCGAGUGGUGGUUUGAAGACACUAUGCGCGAAAAGAUCAUGGCUUCGAUGCAGCCAGCUACUCCGACAAGACUGCAGAACUCCAACAGACGUUUGGCGAGCAACGGCCAGACCUUUACGCCACCCAAUGGCGACCGCCACGCUGGAAGCCCACGUCGCGCACUCGGCGAGAUCACCAACAACGAGGGAGCAACAAGCCCGCAUGUUGCGUACAAUGCCAAUGACGAACGGAAGGGUAGCCUGGGGGUUGCCGACGAAAACUUGCCCGCGCCAACGCCCGGGCAGCCACGGAAGACCAAUAAGCUGUACGGAGGCCGUCGAAUCGUGACAGAAAAUCAGCCUUUCGGUUUGAAGCCCGACGGUGAAACGGUGUCUGCUCAACAAACGAGAGCGAGCGCCGAUCCCAGCGAGAUUGAGGGAGAACAAGCUGUGCGCAUGCUUUCACGCAAGGGCAGCAACUCUCCUGUGAGCCGCAGUGGCAAGCGUAGGGCGGUGUCAUGCACGACCACGACGACCACGACGACCAAAUGGGACGUACCGACCGAUAGCGACGCGGAGAAUCGUCCUGAGGUGAUCGACGAACAUGAUCUGCCCAAGAUGGAUCAGAGUGCCAGCCCCAGCCGGCCGCCAAAGACACCGAGCGCGAGGAGUGGUAGUGGUGUAGGGUCCCUGAGCGUGAGCAAGCGCUCCUCGCCAACUCGACGCAGCACAGAAGGCAAGACCAGCGUGCGCAAGACCAGUGGCCGCGUUGGCAGUGUGGGCACUCAGCGCUCGCAUAAGAGCUCUUGA
Molecule: messenger RNA, 2124 nt
Organism: Lecanosticta acicola
Lineage: Eukaryota; Fungi; Ascomycota; Dothideomycetes; Mycosphaerellales; Mycosphaerellaceae
Source: the annotation of a GenBank genome assembly